UUGCACAUGCCUUCCUCAAGGUGGCACUGGUGACUGGCAUGAGGCUGUCCCCAGAAUUCAGCGCCAGACACAGAGCCCGGGUACUGGCCCCAGUAGGAAGCACAGCUCUAAAGGAGCAUGUGACCUCUCCAGGGGCCUGCAAGAGUGCCACCCACACUCUGGUGGCUGGGUGGCUCAGGCAUUGACUCCUGUCUUGACUGGGGUGUAUGCUAUGGGGGCCCCGUGUUCUGGGACAACGUGGAUUGUCUGGGAGGGCCUCCAGGAGGAAGACGUGACACAGCGUCUCCUCAGGUCUUCAGAGUGGCGGCCGUGCAGCCCAGCCACGGCCAUGGAGCCUCCGGAGACCCCCGUCAAGGAUGGCAUCCUCUACCAGCAGCACGUCAAGUUCGGCAAGAAGUGCUGGCGGAAGGUGUGGGCACUGCUGUACGCGGGAGGCCCAUCAGGCGUGGCCCGGCUGGAGACCUGGGAGGUCCGCAGUGGUGGCCUACGGUCUGCAGGGGACAAGUCUGCACGGCAUGGGGAACCACGGGUCGUCCGCCUGGCUGACUGUGUAUCCGUGCUGCCCACGGACAGUGAGAGCUGCCCCCGAGACACUGGGGCCUUCCUGCUCACCACCAUCGAGCGAAGCCACUUGCUGGCCGCAAAGCACCGCCAGGCUUGGAUGGGCCCCAUCUGCCAGCUGGCCUUCCCGGGCACAGGGGAGUGCUCCUCAGCGUCAGAGGAGGCUGAGUCUCCCACCAGGGUCCCCGUCUCCAUGGAGGAAAACUCCAUCUACUCCUCCUGGAUGGAAGUGGUCAAGUUCCCAGUGGUGGUGCAGAAGACGGAGGCCGCUACCCGCUGCCAACUGAAGGGGCCCUACCUGCUGGCACUGGGCCAGGAUGCCAUCCAGCUGAAGGAUCCCUCUGGCCUACAGGCCCUCUACACCUGGCCCUAUCACUUCUUGCGAAAGUUUGGCUCCCAAAAGGGGGUAUUCUCCUUUGAAGCCGGCCGCCGCUGCGACUCGGGCGAAGGCCUCUUCGCCUUCAGCAGCUCCCGCGCCCCUGACCUCUGCGGCGCCAUGGCCGCGGCUAUCGCCCGCCAGCGUGAGCAGCUGCCGGAGCUGGCGUCUCCCUGGCCCUGCCCCCUGCCGCGGGCCACCUCGCUGCCCUCCCUGGAGCCUCCUGGGGAGCUACGAGAGACGCCGGGGAUGGAGCCGCGCGGCUGCCGGAAGGCGCGCGCAGGGUUGGAGCCCGGGCCGAAGAGCCUGCCACCGCUGCCAGACCAGGCCGCCGAGAACACCGCUGUCUACGCCGUCGUGGCCAAGCGUGCCAGCGGGUCUCCGGCUGUCGCCGCCGCCACCCAACACCUCUACGAGAACCUGUGCGCACUGGAGGGCGGCCCCGAGGCCAGCCGCAUCUACCACAACCGCGAAGACCUGAGCUGGAGCGGCCCCGGCCCCGACGAGAGCCUGGAGGCCCAGUACCGGCGGCUGCUCGAGCUGGAGGUAGACGAGGCAAGCGACGAGGCCGGGGGCAGCAGCCACUCCAGCGCCCCAGCAGCCUUCAAGGCCAAGCUGGUGACGCUGUUGGGCCGAGAGCGGAGGAAGGGCCCUGUCCCGUGCGACCGGCCCUGAGCCCCGGAGCCAUGUGGCCACUGGAGAAGAGAGGAGGACAUUUGGGCUCACCCCCCAGGUCCACUAUGGCCUGCAGGGACCCCUCCUUCACCUUCCCUCCACCCGGUGUAUAGUGUACAGAGGUUUGCUGAUAAUAAAGCCUUCCAGCUCCAGCACAGACUCAGUGCCACCUUUGCUCCACCGUGUGACCCCCAGUUUCACCUCUUCUCACUUCAGUUCUUGCUAGUGGCACUUGUGGGUACGCGUGGACACACAGACCUCACUCACAUUCACUGCAACAAAGCCCAGCACCCUGCGCUGGGUUCCACAGAUGACUUGGGCCUGACCUCUGCCACCAGGGGGCUCACAUCCACGGAACCAGAUAAUUGUGUGCUGCCCCACCACCACCCUCCUUUGCAGCAGAAAGAGUGAAGGGAGGAAUGUGGCUUGCUGAUUGGAGAGGCACCCUCUGAAUGCAUGAAAGGCAGGCAGGGCAGGGGGCUGGGCCCACAGAUCCAAGGGAAGAGCAUGGACAAAGAGACCUUCAGGGGCCGAAGGGGAGCUAGUGACCAGAGCUGGAGACUCCCUGAAAGUUCUGGAAGAGCUUGAUCUCCUGCUCAGGGGAGAGGGAGAAUUUUGCAUAGAGGAGGGACACAGUUGGACCGACAAAGGAGCAGUGUGGAGGCCAGACUGGAGGAAGCCAGCUGGACACCAGGAAGCCUGAGCUGGGGAGGAGGUGGAGAAGGGCUGGGGGAGAGGAGGGAGGGAUUUCAAAGAUGUACACACCCAAAGCAUUUGUCCCCUGCUGAGACACCAAAUGGGCAGACACGUCGGGGACCCCAGGUCUCAGUUUCCUCAGCUACAAAGGAUAAAGAUCAAAUUCUGUAUUAGACGUGCAUCCAUUUGUUUGAUUUUUACUGAGUGCCUACUCCAUGCUGGACUCUGGAGUACUAAGUCUGUGUUCUCAAGCAGGUGAAAUUCCAGUGUAAGGUAAGCAAGUCUCCUGAAGAUGGUAGUGCCUGCUUUAUUCUCCUCUCCAUGUGCUAUUCCUGUCAUUGUCCUUGGACCAUA
This is a messenger RNA of Trichechus manatus latirostris (Florida manatee), 2662 nucleotides long. RefSeq names its product docking protein 3 (gene DOK3). The transcript has 6 exons. NCBI's taxonomy places the organism in Eukaryota, Metazoa, Chordata, Mammalia, Sirenia, Trichechidae. Bases 212 to 1612 code for a protein of 466 amino acids. The record is from RefSeq and is a predicted model, not a curated record. Gene Ontology annotation, biological process: Ras protein signal transduction; cell surface receptor protein tyrosine kinase signaling pathway; positive regulation of MAPK cascade. Gene Ontology annotation, cellular component: cytoplasm.